AUGUCUGCAAAGAUCCCAUUUGACCAACCAUCGCAGCACGAGGUCUCGUAUGCAUUCGGAUGGGGAAGAGUUCAGCUUCCAGGCCGCUUCGGACAGAUCGGCCUUAACCCAGCAUUACUCCCCCAAGGUAUGCCUACCAUUGGCAGAGGUACCUCCAGUCUCGUUCUGUUCCAUCAGGGCAGCCUUCCUGGGUUACUCACCUUUGUGGGCCUUUUGCCCGAGACGGAGACAGUGAUUGUUGUGCUUACCAACUCACUCGCUCUUAAUGAUGCAGCGGACUGGAUCGGUCAGCUGAUUAUUGAAGAAAUCGUCAACGUACCUUCGGAGCUCAGAACCGACUUUAUAGGGCUAGCAGAAGCGGCUGUUACCGAGAAUCUCAAAUGGUACCCCCGAGUGUUGGACGAACUGGAGAAGGGUAGGAAAGCGGGAACAUCACCAAGACCACUGACCGAGUAUGUCGGCACCUACUGGGACGACUUGCAUAUGUUUAAGGUUGAAGUCAAACUUAUUGGAGAUAAGUUAUAUUGGCUUAUGCAAGGUCUCGAAACAGAAAGAUUUGAACUGUCUCACUAUCAUGAUGAUACAUUUACCUGGCUCCGACCUCGAGAUGAACUGGCGAGCAGAGGUCGAUGGGUCGGCAAUGACCAAGGCGCAACGUUCUGGAAGGUAGAAUUCGGGGUUAGCGAAUCUGCCAAGGUCAACAAGCUGAUAUGGGUUCCUGACCCCGAGCUUUCACCAAUAAUUUACACAAAGUCAUAA
Messenger RNA from Fusarium proliferatum ET1, 759 nucleotides. RefSeq lists its product as uncharacterized. The transcript has a single exon. The record is from RefSeq and is a predicted model, not a curated record. The coding region runs from base 1 to 759 and encodes 252 amino acids. NCBI's taxonomy places the organism in Eukaryota, Fungi, Ascomycota, Sordariomycetes, Hypocreales, Nectriaceae.